This is a messenger RNA of Talaromyces amestolkiae, 1044 nucleotides long. RefSeq lists its product as uncharacterized. NCBI's taxonomy places the organism in Eukaryota, Fungi, Ascomycota, Eurotiomycetes, Eurotiales, Trichocomaceae. The record is from RefSeq and is a predicted model, not a curated record. The transcript is spliced from 2 exons. The coding region runs from base 1 to 1044 and encodes 347 amino acids.
AUGGAUGUACGUUUGUCAUUACCGGUAUUCAGUGCCAUUGGUUUCUACCUCUUGUGGGUGCUUAUGCUACAGAAUGGCACCCUUGAUGCUCUUGAUGCUGUCACUUCGACUGGUGUUUUCCCAACUGGCAGACCGUUGAGCACAACUUAUCUGGGCAUACCACCCAUUGACGGCGCUAUCUCAACACUCGUGGCAUUCACCGAUGCACUCACUAAUGGAGCUGAGGGAUCACCCCGUCUAUUGAUGAUUGAGGUCGUCUCAACGCUACAGUCAGCUUCGCUAUGGGUGAUUAUUGAAAGUCUUCGACGAGGUUCUGGUUCUCUUGGUCUGGUUCUUGCAUCCUUCUGGCCCUUGAUGUGGAAUGGCUUCGGUGCAGGAGUUGUACUACCUCUCUACUACUUUUUCGAAGCUGGAAAGCUCCCACCGAAGCGUAAUAAGAAUGAUCAUGUGUCAGUAGCUCAUGCAAAGGCUUUGCUCCCUACCGCUCUCAUCACUCUGUUCCUGCCCGUCCUCGUCGACCUUGCGCCCCCUCUCGUCAGCCGCGAGCCCCGUCCACACAAUAUUAUCACGGCCUUAUUCCAAGCCACUGGUCUAUACGCAGCCGUUGUUCAGCCUCUCAUUGCCUCUCAAUUGAGCGGCUCAGCAACCCCUCGCGCUACGACCGAGAAAGCCGUUCGUCGGGCAUACUUCUAUGCAGGAAUUUUCUCCUCAAUUGGACACAUUUACGCUGUGUCCACUUCACUUUUGUCCGAAGACCCAGCUGUAUCUUUCAGCCGCACAUUUGUGCCCGCCAUGUCGGAUGUUGUUCCAGGCACUAGCCGGACUGUGUUCGAAGGGACCCUUCUCUUCCUGAAGUACGACAACUUGAUCAUUACCAUCACGUCGGCUCUAUGGCAAUGGCUUUCCCUGAAGCCCUAUCUCAACGUAAAGUCUCGCAUCGAUUACGUUUCCACUGCGUUUUUGAUUACUUUGUCUACCCUCGUUCUGGGUCCUGGAGGAUCAGUUUCUUUUGCACACUACUUGCGCGAGAGCUGGAUUCGCUGA